Messenger RNA from Prorocentrum cordatum, 309 nucleotides. The record is from the annotation of a GenBank genome assembly. Lineage: Eukaryota; Dinophyceae; Prorocentrales; Prorocentraceae.
AUGCGUUUUGAGUGCAUGGCUGUCCUGGGCAGGGAGCGUUUUCGCUCCAUCUCGCUCUCAUUCAGAGGGCAUUGUGGCAUUGCCCAGUCUGCAGCUGUGCUGAGUGGCAGUCUGCUGGCCCUCCUGGGCUCUUCGGCGCUGCGGAACGCAGUGCUGCAGAUGGUGAGCUGCGCAAGCUCCCUCGCGCUCUGGCGCGCGGUCUGGUCGCAGGCGAUUCCUCGCCCUCAACCCCCGAGCUUCGCCCGCAUGCCGACCAGGCUGGAUGCGGAGCGCCUGGCCCGUUGUGGUCUUGACCUGCGCUGCUACUAG